AUGAGUAUAAUAGAACAGGAUAGUAAUAAUCAACAGCGUUUGUUAAUACCUUCAUCUUCGAUUGACAAUGAUCGUGUUGCAAAAACUCGACGUAGUUCAUCUAUAGCUACAAUGCUAGAACCGGUUCUAUUAAUAGCAGCAGAGGAAGAAGAAGAUGAUAAUAAUGGUGAAACAGUAACUGCAUCAAGACCGUUCGCUCUAUCUGGUAUUCUGUAUGGUCUUCUAGCAUCUUUUCUUUACGUCACGGCAACGUUUAUUGUUAAAGAAUUAGAAUUUGAUCUACUCGAUGUACUUGUCGUACGUCUUAUUGUCCAGCUUUUUCUAUUUCUUGCGUUCGUUAUUUACCAUCGUUAUGCAGUACUGGUAGGAUCAUCAAAAGAAAAAUGGUUACAAUUUAUUUUAUGUAUUUUAACUGGUAUUGCUUUUCUGGGAUUUUUUAUUGGUUUUCGUUAUCUUCCUCUGCCUGAUUUAACAACACUCAGCUUCUCGCGUUUAAUAUGGACAGUUCUCUUUGGUUUACUUAUAUAUAAAGAGAAGCCGACAAUAAUGAUUCUUUUAUCUGUUUGUUUUACAUUUAUUGGUGUGAUAUUCGUAGCACAACCAACAUUUAUUUUUCCACAAAAGAAUGAAAUGAAGAUCGCUUUUAACAUAACAACAGCAACAUUGAAUGAAACAAAUGUAGACAACAUGCAUUCAUACAGCAAUCGAGUAAUUGGAAUAUCUCUUGCACUAAUGUCAGGUCUUAUAUUUGCAUUCAACAUUUUAAUCUUCAAACAACUGAUCACUUUAAAAAUUAAACCAAGUGUUUUAAUAUUACAACAUAGCUUGGUCGUUCUUCUAUGCUUGAUACUCAAUCAUUUUUAUAAAUAUUUUUUUCUAAAUGAUAUAACAUUCUUUACACUAACAAUCUUUCAAUGGAAGUAUUGGUUAGCUGGACUAAUUAGUUUAGGACAAACACUUGCAGUAAUCGCUGGAAAUUGCGCUAUAAAACGUGAACCACCAUCUAUUGUUACGAUUGUUUCAUCAGUAGAUAUUAUCUAUGCUAUUACUCUACAGAAUUUAUUUACACAGAAGAAGUCAAAUUUAUGGGUUUUACUUGGAAGUACAUUGGUUGUAUCAAGUGUUGUACUUAUUGGUCUAGACAAAUUUAUGCAAGAACGAAAGAUUAAGAAGAAAAAAUUGAAGAUGGCUACGGUGUUAAAAACUGAGAAAUGA
This is a messenger RNA of Adineta steineri, 1215 nucleotides long. The record is from the annotation of a GenBank genome assembly. NCBI's taxonomy places the organism in Eukaryota, Metazoa, Rotifera, Eurotatoria, Adinetida, Adinetidae.